Suillus clintonianus is the source of this 2284-nucleotide messenger RNA. RefSeq names its product sphingomyelin phosphodiesterase. Bases 92 to 2143 code for a protein of 683 amino acids. The record is from RefSeq and is a predicted model, not a curated record. The transcript has 21 exons. Gene Ontology annotation, molecular function: sphingomyelin phosphodiesterase activity. Gene Ontology annotation, biological process: sphingomyelin catabolic process. Lineage: Eukaryota; Fungi; Basidiomycota; Agaricomycetes; Boletales; Suillaceae.
GGCGGGAUUUCGUCGGACGUCCUACUUGUGCGCGAAGCCCUCCGACUCGUGCAGUUCGUUUUCCUGGGUGAAAAGCUUCACGAGGCUAGGAAUGUCUGUUAAAAUCAGGUAUUUAUUAGGUUUAGCCACUUUGGCUUGCAGUGGAUCUGUCCUGGCUGCACCGGAUACAAGUACCACUAGUACUAGUACUGUUCCCUCUGCAUAUACGGUCCCAGGAGCAUUCCCAACCUCUCUCUACUCUCAUUACUACAAUGAUCCAACGGCCACCUCUGCGCAGCCUCAGCCAGUCAUUUCAGAUCCUGUUACGCAUGAAAUCUUUCCACUUUCCCUGACAGACCCGGAUAACAUUCCCCAGUAUGACACCGCGAAUCCCCAACUGCUUCCGCCCAAGGCAUCCUCCCAAAAGCUUCUUCAACAAGCAGUAGCGCAGAUCAAGUCUAUUGCAGCGAAUCCAAUGUUUAGUAAAUGUGCACAGUGCCAAGCCUCCUUAGAAGUGGCCAAGUUUCUUGCUCUCGCAGCUCCUGAACAAGGGACUAAUCUGGCUCUGACGCUUUGCGAGUACUUCAAUUAUUCAUCCUCAUGCGAGAAAAAUUAUGGACCCCUCGUCACGGGACCGAUUCUUACUCAAGUUCUAUCUUUCGCUGAUGUCGGAGGAUAUGACGGACAGUCGAUUUGCUCUCAGUUCCUUGGUUUAUGUCCAGCACCUGUGGCAACGACUCUCAAUCUCACUGGCUGGUUUGCCAAGCCAAAGCCCAACCCCCUUCCCCCUCCGAAGCAGCCCAGUGGCCAAUUGCUGAAAGUCCUGCAUAUUUCGGACCUACAUAUUGAUCCCCGUUACGCGAACGGUGCAGAAGCAAAUUGCACCAGUGGUUUGUGUUGCCGCGAGUCUGCUUACAAUUCCCUCAGCCCUCAGACACCUCUUCUUCCUGCACCACGAUACGGCUCGUUCCACUGCGAUUCUCCGUAUUCAUUGAUCACGUCCGUGCUGGAGGCCAUUCCACAGUUGACCGGAACUGAAUCAACUGGCUUCGACUUUACUAUGUUCACUGGCGAUAUGUUGGCGCAUGACCCAGAAAACCAGCAGUCUAGGGCUUACAACGAGUACUCUGAGGUCGUCCUCUAUGAUCUGUUCAAGCGCAUGCUCGGACCUGGCCCUACAUAUGCUACACUUGGAAACCACGAUACCUGUCUGCCAGAUCUAGCUUCGCCUUCCUCACUAGGAGGCGCUUUAGGCACACAGUUCAGCUGGCUAUACGACCACGUUACGGCGCUGUGGGAGCAGAAAGGAUGGCUUCCGGAGGCUUCCGUCGAGUUUUCGCGUGCUCACUAUGCAGCGUACAUGGUCAAGCGUGCAGAUGGCCUGAGAGUGAUCAGCUUGGACACCAACUUAUGGUACAGGUCCAACUACUUUAAUUACAUUAACUCGUCCGAACCAGACGUUUCCGGAAUACUGAGGUUCCUUACGGAUGAACUUCAGGAUGCGGAAGAUGCGGGUGACCGAGUCUGGAUCAUUGGCCACGUCGUCAGCGGUUGGGACGGUUCAAAUUCGUUGCCGAAUCCUACAAAUCUCUUUUACCAGAUUGUCGAUCGCUUUUCCCCUCAUGUUAUUGCCAACAUCUUCUGGGGUCACACGCACGAGGACCAGCUAUCCAUCUUCUAUGCCAAUAAUGGUACAAAUAUGAGUGCUGAGACGGCUCAGACGGUAUCCUGGACUGGGCCGUCUGUGACGCCCCUCACCAACUUGAACUCCGGGUUCCGUGUUUAUGAAGUUGACUCAGCUACUUUUGAAGUGAUCGAUGCUUAUACCUGGAAGAGCUCCGUCAACGAUUAUCCUGCGCUAGACUCGCAAACUCAAUUCGGCCCUACUUUCGAGUUCGAGUAUAGCACUCGUGAGGCAUAUGGAGGAAACAUUACCUGGGGAGCAACUGACCCACUGAACGCGACCUGGUGGCAUCUUGUAACUGAACAGAUGGAAGCGGACCCGACUUUGGUGCAGAAAUUCAAUUUAUACCAAGGAAAGGGCUCGAUACUCAGUCCGCCAUGCACGGGCGCAUGCAUUCCUGCUAGGAUCUGCUACAUCCGUAGUGGCUCUGCUAGCAUUGCCAAGCAGAACUGCGUGUCAGGUUAUGGAUCAGUGCAGUAGUAGGUUAUCCCAAUCCUUUAUAUUGUCAUAAACUAUUUGCAAGUAGACACCUUGAAGUAGAGUCGUAUAAACGUCUAUAGUCAGAUGUCCAAUCGAAUGUUAUUAACAUUCAUAUAUUCAAGCACCUGCUAGUACACAAAA